Lathyrus sativus (Indian pea) is the source of this 375-nucleotide messenger RNA. NCBI's taxonomy places the organism in Eukaryota, Viridiplantae, Streptophyta, Magnoliopsida, Fabales, Fabaceae. The record is from the annotation of a GenBank genome assembly.
AUGGAGACAGAGGUGUUGGAUGCAGAGUUAGUGUUGCCAAACUAUCUCAGUUUUAAGAGGGUUCAAAUGUAUGAUAAAUACCCUAAAGGCCAAUCCAGAGGCAGGCACUGGAAACAUCUUAAGCAGAUUAUUCAGGCUGAGAAUUACCAGAAUUACCCUCCUCAUGAACCCAAUUAUGUCAAUAUUGAGUCACCCCCUCCCAUGCAUCCCUGCAAGAGAAUUUGCGAUAUUACUGGCUAUGAGGCACCUUACUAUGAUCCUAAGACUAAUCUCCGGUAUGCAAAUACUGAUGUUUUCAAGACGAUCAGAUCACUUCCUAAUGAUUAUGUGCAAAGAUACCUUUCUCUGAGGAAUGCAGCAGUCGUUCUUAAGUAG